UCGUGCUUCCUCGUUCAGAGCAGCCUGUUUACAGCGUACAGGUCAUUGUUGUUUUGUGUUAACCAGAGAACGACAUCACCUGAUUAAAUCAGUCAUGAACUGUAUCAUUAGAACCACAGCCAGGUUCCUUCGGUCGAGCGCGGCGAUGCGUGCGUCCAGGCAGACGAACUUGGCUUCGGCUCGGUUGCUGUGCUCGGCGGCGGAGGUCCAGAAGCACCUCGGUGAGCUGGUGAAGAAGGACAAGGUGGUGGUGUUCAUGAAGGGGACGCCGGCGCAGCCCAUGUGCGGCUUCAGCAACGCCGUGGUCCAGAUCCUUCGGAUGCACGGGGUGGACAACUACGCUGCCUACAACGUGCUGGAGGACCAGGACCUCAGAGAUGGAGUCAAAGCCUUCUCCAACUGGCCCACGAUCCCUCAGGUGUACUUUAAUGGGGAAUUUGUGGGCGGCUGCGACAUCCUGCUCCAGAUGCACCAGAWUGGAGAUCUGGUGGAGGAGCUGAAGAAGCUCGACAUACGCUCCGCGCUGCUGGACACGGAGAAGGAAGCCAAGUAAACAAAAGAGAUAAAUGAGAAGAAGACAGAGGAGACCCACCCCCCCAGCCCGACUCAAACACACCCAAAAUGAUUGCAGAGAAAAUGGCUCCAAAAGCAGCCAAUGAAAAUUCUACAAGAAAUAUCAAAGAUAAAUUUGUACUGAUCUAAAACCCGACAGCUGAGGACGUGGAAAGAGGUUACAAGUAGUAAAAUAAAAUCAGUUUAUCAUG
Molecule: messenger RNA, 764 nt
Organism: Austrofundulus limnaeus
Lineage: Eukaryota; Metazoa; Chordata; Actinopteri; Cyprinodontiformes; Rivulidae
Gene: glrx5
Product: glutaredoxin 5 homolog (S. cerevisiae)
Exons: 2
Coding region: 95-553 (152 amino acids)
Cellular component (GO): mitochondrial matrix
Source: RefSeq, a predicted model, not a curated record